This is a messenger RNA of Lathyrus oleraceus (garden pea), 1263 nucleotides long. RefSeq names its product protein arginine N-methyltransferase 2. Bases 93 to 1073 code for a protein of 326 amino acids. Gene Ontology annotation, cellular component: cytoplasm; nucleus. The transcript is spliced from 3 exons. Gene Ontology annotation, molecular function: protein-arginine N-methyltransferase activity; protein binding. The record is from RefSeq and is a predicted model, not a curated record. NCBI's taxonomy places the organism in Eukaryota, Viridiplantae, Streptophyta, Magnoliopsida, Fabales, Fabaceae.
AAUUUUGUCAAAAAUAAUUAAUAAUUUAAAAUAAGAAAUAAAGGAAGAAGAAAUGCUGAGGUUUUGGGGUUAGAAGUUAGAAGUGGCGCAAAAUGAAGGAAGAGGAACUAUGCGCGGCGGCGAUUAAGGGUGAAACGGAGAAGGUAACGGCUCUCAUUGAGUCCGGCGCCGACGUUACCUAUUUCGACGGCGAUGGUCUCACUCCUCUUAUGCACGCUGCAAAUCACGGCCAUGCACCCAUCCUCAACAUCCUUCUCUCCGCCGGCGCUCCUUGGAACGCACUUUCUCCUUCCAACUUAUCCGCCGGUGAUUUCGCAAUGCAAGAAGGUCACCAAGAAGCCUACGAGCUUCUCCUCAAUGCCGGGAUUCGUUCUGAAUUAGUGUUGGGAACAAUUGCUAGGAAGGAAAAGAAAAACACUGAUUCUGGAUAUGAUUAUUUGGAAGAUAGGGUAAGUUUUAGUGAAGAUAAAGUUAUGGACUCUGAAAGUAAAGCUGUGAUGAUGGCAUGGGAGAAGCCGUUGAUGGAGGCUCAUGCUAAAGCUGUUUGUUUAGGAGGUGGUCAUGUACUCAAUAUUGGAUUUGGAAUGGGCCUUGUUGAUACAGCUAUACAGCAAUAUUCACCGGUGAAACACACCAUUGUUGAGGCUCAUCCAGAGGUUUAUGAACGCAUGCUUCGCGAUGGUUGGGGUCAGAAGGAAAAUGUGAAGAUUAUUUUUGGCCGCUGGCAAGAUGUUCUGUCUCAGCUUGAAACAUAUGAUGGGAUAUUCUUUGACACCUAUGGGGAGUACUAUGAAGAUUUGAGAGAGUUCCACCAACAUCUCCCAGUAUUGUUGAAACCAGAUGGAGUUUACUCUUUCUUCAAUGGCCUAUGUGGUGGUAAUGCAUUUUUCCAUGUCGUUUACUGCCAUUUGGUAUCUCUUGAGCUUGAGAAUUUGGGGUAUUCCACACAAUUAAUUCCUUUGCCUGUUAAGGAUUGCUUGGGGGAACAAGUUUGGGAAGGUGUUAAACACAGAUACUGGCAGCUUGAUACAUACUAUCUCCCUGUUUGUCAGUCUGCUGAGGACUCUGAGUGAUGUUUAGUUUUGAAUGUAGGGUCUGAUUUUGAUCACAUAUUCAGAAAGAAUCAAUGACGUUUAGUUUUUAAUGUAGGGUAUGAUUUUGAUCACAUUUUCAGAAAGAUACUUGCACAUGAAUUAUUGUUGCUUGUGUAAGGUAUUGUCUUGUAAGAGAACAAACAUUGUCAUAUUUAAAUCUUUAGCUUUA